GUCUUUUCGGUAUAUCAAUAAAGUUUUGUGUUUGGAAUAAGCUGGGAGUGUAAAAUAUGCGUUUAGUAUUAAUUUUUGUGAUAUUAAUCACAAUAUCAACAAUUUUAGCCAAAAAAUCAAAAGACGGCGAAAAGCCAGAAUGGGCUAAAAAAGAUAUUAGAGAUUAUUCUGAUGCUGAUUUCGAACGUUUAUUAGAUCAGUGGGAGGAGGGCGACGAUGAGUUAGAGGCUGACGAACUCCCAGAACAUUUGCGACCUCAGGCAAAGCUUGAUUUAACAAAACUUGAUCCUAACAAUCCAGAGGAAAUACUUAAAGCCUCUAAAAAAGGUCGUACGCUUAUGACAUUUGUAUCAGUUGGUGGUAAUCCAACAAGGGAUGAAGCAGAAAGUAUUACUAAACUUUGGCAAACUAGUUUAUGGAAUAAUCAUAUACAAGCCGAGCGCUAUAUGGUUGAUGAUGAUAGAGCAAUAUUUAUGUUUAAAGACGGUGAACAAGCUUGGAGAGCAAAGGAUUUUUUAAUACAACAGGAACGCUGUAAAGGUGUAACUAUUGAAAAUAAAGAAUAUCCCGGAGUCUAUGCCGAAACUACAGACGAAAAAGAUGAAUUGUAAAAACUGGAUUUGUGCAUGCGCAAAGAGUAUCAACUUAAGUUUAUAUUAAGUAUAUAUUAAAUAAUGGAUACGUAUUUCUAUAAAUCGAACAACUCAUUAAUUUUAGAUUAAUUUGUGAUAACUCAAAUCAUUUAAAUUUAUAUUUAAAGUGAAAUAUUUUUCAUUCCUAUAUUGUAAAUCAUUUAUAUUUUUAUAAUUUAAUAAAAAUUAAUUUCUGUGAAAUAUAUCAACUUGAAGUAAAUGAAUAAAAUUUUUGUGCCGAAA
Teleopsis dalmanni is the source of this 875-nucleotide messenger RNA. RefSeq names its product LDLR chaperone boca (gene boca). The transcript has 2 exons. The record is from RefSeq and is a predicted model, not a curated record. Lineage: Eukaryota; Metazoa; Arthropoda; Insecta; Diptera; Diopsidae. Gene Ontology annotation, biological process: protein folding. Bases 57 to 611 code for a protein of 184 amino acids.